Molecule: messenger RNA, 627 nt
Organism: Vanderwaltozyma polyspora DSM 70294
Lineage: Eukaryota; Fungi; Ascomycota; Saccharomycetes; Saccharomycetales; Saccharomycetaceae
Gene: ATG29
Product: Atg29p
Exons: 1
Coding region: 1-627 (208 amino acids)
Biological process (GO): autophagosome assembly
Cellular component (GO): phagophore assembly site
Source: RefSeq, a predicted model, not a curated record
AUGGAUAAUUCAAAUACUGCUAUUUACAUCCGAGUUAAGGGUCAGAGGCCCAAAGGUUUUGUAGACCCUUUGCCAUUUGAAUGGAAUCUGGAGAAAGAGAAGCGGUUAUGGUCGAUAAUCUCAACUCUGGAUAGCAAUAGACAGCAGAUUAAUUGGAAAUUGUUAUCAGAGACUAUUGAAGUUCCUGAAUAUUUUUUAAAAGAAAGAAGUUAUACAUUGUUUAGUAACAAUUUACAGAAGUUAGGGAAGUUCAUCGACAAUAAUAAUACGAGCAAUGAUCCUUCUAAAGUAAUACCAGGAACUAGUCAGACUGGUGAUUAUUCAAAUUUAAAGGCACUUGAUGUCUCUAAAGGAAGCAUGGACGGGAAAGACAUGUGCCAAGAUAUGAAAGAGAUCAAUGACCCAAAUUAUGUAGAUUAUGAUGUGGAUAAUGAAGACGAAACCGCCGAAUUAACUUUACAGAAGUUACAAACUUCAAAGAUACUGACUCAACAGAACCCAAUGAAGAUUAGAAGUAAAGAAAGGAAAGAAGAAUUUCAAGAAACUUCAGAUGCUGAUUUAUGGUCAAGUUUAAGCGUUAGUACUUCUGCUUUAGAAGAAGCUUUGAUGGAUAGAAUGCAUAUAUAA